Molecule: messenger RNA, 3113 nt
Organism: Caenorhabditis angaria
Lineage: Eukaryota; Metazoa; Nematoda; Chromadorea; Rhabditida; Rhabditidae
Source: the annotation of a GenBank genome assembly
AUGGUCAUUUUUGCGAUUAUGGGUUUUAGUGAGUUUUUUUCGGGAGGAAUUGAAAAUCGGCAAAUUUCACUGCUGAUAUUUGAAUGUUCACAAUUUUGCAGUCAAUUUCUGCUUGUUCAUCACAAUCGGAGUUCGUGAAUAUGUUCAACAAUAUCCAAUGAUUUAUUCACUUUGCCUGAUGUCUCCAGUGAUUUCAACAAUUAUUAUCAAAUCAAUAAACGGCCCAAUUUUAGUCAAGAUUCUAUCAUUUCUAGCACAUCUUACUGCAAUUUUCUUGUUCUUCACAUCAAUUGGUUUAUCAUAUGAUAUCGAAUUAUUCUAUGUUUUUCACUUCACAACAUCUCUAAAUUGCCUUUAUGCAUUUUUAUAUUCAAUUCAACCAAAAUAUCAUCUCAAUCCCAAAGAAAUGGCUAUUUUUUCGAUUAUUUCAAGUAUUAUAAAUGCCUCGUUUGUUCAACUUUUCCUUUCGUUUUAUGAUUUUCCGUGGAUUUCAGCGAUUAUUGGAUCAUCUGCCAUAUUCAUAUAUAUUAGUUAUAAUAUUCAUUUUUACACAAGUAACUCUUUAAAUUGGCUUCAAGGUGUUAUAAACAUCUUCACUAGAUUGCCUUAUUGAUUAAAUGUAGAUUAAUAACUUGCUGGUUAGAAAUAAAGCUUUUAUUGAUUAUUCAGUAUGGUUUUUCUUUGAAUCUAUUGAUUGUGGUUUUUACCAUUGUUAUUUUAAAAUUUGGUAAGAAAAUGGCUCUAAUAAACCAAAAGAAGAUACAUAUAAUUUUCAGAAAAAUAUUUAUGUAUGAUAUCGUGUCGAAGAUUUGCCUCCUAUAUUGCCAAGAAAAAUUACUAUGAGAUUAUCGGAGUUCCGCGAACUGCUUCGAAAGAGGAAAUUAAAGAGGCAUUUGUGAGAAAAACGAAAGAAUUGCAUCCAGAUCAAUCGAGAAACAAAAAACAAAAAGAUAGUAGAUUAGGAUGGUCGAAUGUAUCAGAAACUGAAAAGUUUAUGCAAGUUAAGGUGAGGUUUUUAACGUUUUGAAAAUGUCGUAGAUUUUUCAUUUAAAAAAUACCGAUUUUUCAGGAAGCCUACGAUGUCCUUCGAAACGAUGAAAAACGCAAGGCUUAUGAUUUUGCAUAUAGUUCUGAAGGUGGUUUCUUGAUGGAAGCAUCAAGAAAAACGAGAGAAAUGUCGAGUUCGGCGAGAAAUCGACAAAGAGCCGAAUGGAGUGAGGGAAUUAUACCGGAUAUGGGAAAAAGAAAAUCGACAAGUACAGUAACUGCACAUUUCAGGUGAGAUUUUCUAAAAAAAAAUUGGAAUUGGGAUAGUCUUAAAUUGAUUGGUAUUCGCUUGCAUACAUAAAAUAGGUCCCCCGAGUCAGUUUUCAAAGUUAGGGUCCCUCCUUAAAAUUUUCCAAAGUUAAACACCUUCCUCACAUUUUUAAGCGAAUUUUGGUAAAUUAUCAACAGAAAAUAGGCAAAGUUAGGCACCCUUCCUCAGAAAGUGUCCUGACAGCCGUCGGCGAGAAAAUCUCGCCAGCUAGCACGCGAGCCGGCAGACGGCCGUCCAUUUCUCGCAUUUUUGUGGCGAGACCUCGCCAGUUCUCGCUGCUAGCUAGCGCUUGUCUGUUGUUUUUGCAGUUCAUAGAGCUUGUUUUGAAAGAAUUUAUUAAACAAAAAACACUUCAUUUAUCGGAAUCCUGUGGAUGUCGAAGUGUGGAGGGUGAUGUGUUGUUUUCCAGGCUGCGAAGAGUUGGUUGAUGAUUGUAGAAUCUGAAAUGUUCAAUCAUGUUUAAAACUUCGUUUGAAAAAUAUAGGGCAUUGGGAAAUGAGAACACAACGAGCCAAAAUUACAAGGUUUUCGUAGAAAGUGAGUCAGUGCUGACAAGCGAUUUAGGAGCUUGACUUGACAAUGACAUGGCAACUACUUAUUCCUAUCACUAUCAAUUUUCUAAAAGUAAUGAUCUUCUAAUUUAUCAAGCACUGAUGGAAAAAUACAAUCAAAUACAUUUCUAGAUGAGUAACAAACAUGAAUAUAGAAUUUUCCAUUCGAAGUUCAUAUAGAAUGAGUUCUUUUCUCAUGAAAUCGAUUUGUUCCUACACUAGAGCAUGAUUUUAAAACUACUGGGACUUAGGAACCAAAGCUCUCAUUCAAACCACCUUACCUUACAAAUUUUAUCAAAAAUUUUGUUGUGCUGCUCGUCCAUCCCGCCAUUUCAGUCGAAAACAUCGCUUCAAACAUCGAGAGCCCUGUAAAAUAGGUUUACACUAAUUUACUGAAUUAAAAAUCAUCUGCACUCACCAAAAACACAUUUUCAUGUCACGAAGGUGCCUGGCGAUGUGCACCGUCUCCAUUCCAACACUUUGCGACGUUGCUUGCAUGUAUUCUGUGAAAAUUUUCGAUGAAAAAGGCAUAAAAAGAUUUUAGGCCAAAAAAUUCGAAAAAAAAAAUGAAAAAGGAAAUAGACGAGCAAAUCUGCUCCAGUCGCAAUUUUUUCUGUCCGCUAGCUGGCGGCGAGAAGAUGCGCUCGAUCCUCCCCUUUUUAUGAGAAUGCGAGCUGGCGGACAGCCUCUGCUAGCUUUCGACAGCUCGCAACCUCGCGGACGGCUGUCAGGACACUUUCUGAGAUUCCCUUCAAAGUCUUGAAAAAAGUUAAGCCCCUCACCCCGAUUCUGGGGACCCAUUUUAUGUAUGUUCGCUUGUUGAGCAUCUUUUGAGGCAAAAGAAUUUUCUAUAUAACUGUUUUGCCUAGGGACACAGCCCCUAGUUAGUUAAAUUUAAAUCUAUAUAAGAAAGAUACAAUAUUUUCAAAAUUUUCUCUCUUUUUUAUUAGAGUUACAUUUGUUCUCCUAAUAAUAUUUUUUCACCGUUUUUUAAAUGAAUUUUUCUCAUUUUUUUCAAUCAAUUCCAAUAUUUUUCCAGAAACCCUGAAGAUGAAUAUAAUCGAGAAAAACAAAAAAAUCGAAUGCUCGUUUUUCUUGGUGGAACUGUGAUAACUCUUGUUUUGCUCAAUAUUUUGUAUGUUAGGUAAGCUCAGUUAUUAUUUAUAUUUUUUCACCAAAGAACAAUACAAUUUUUCAGGAAACUACACUCGGAUAGCUUAUCGAAUAAUAAUAAGGAAGCUUAG